AACAACUCUGAAACCCCAAAAAAUAAUUACAAAAGAACAGCUCCAACCCAAAAGAGAAUUACUAAAGAACAGCUCCAAAUUGCCAAAAAAACAGCUCCAAAACGCCAAACAGAAUUACCAAAGAACAAUUCCAAAUCACCAAGGUGGUUACCAAAGAAAGCUCCAAAUUGCCGAAGUGAAUUGUCGAAGAACAGCACCAAAACUCCAAAAAGCAAAGCUGAAUUAAUAGUAGGCUCUUUAGGAAAAACCAAAGCGAAGAGAAUUACCAAAGAACAGCUACAAAACACCAAAGUGAAUUACCAAACAGCUCAAGAAACCUACCAGAUAACAGCUCCAAAACGCCAAACAGAAUUACCAAACCACCAA
Dentiscutata heterogama is the source of this 366-nucleotide messenger RNA. The record is from the annotation of a GenBank genome assembly. NCBI's taxonomy places the organism in Eukaryota, Fungi, Glomeromycota, Glomeromycetes, Diversisporales, Gigasporaceae.